CUGAGAGAGCGGUGCAAUGAUAAAAGCCGCAUAUGCGGUAGGCUACACACCUAUCAGACAGGAAAAUACCCAAGAAACAGCCUCACCCCGGUUCUCCUCGCACCACAGCCUUAUCCACGACUUAGAGCGGAACCUGAAGUGCCAGUAGAACCAUGACCAAGCCAGUGGGGGGUGGUGCCAACGAUGUCACCCGCUUCCUUUCAUCAGGGGCGGGGCCAGGAUCUCCCACCUCCAAUUCUGUAUUCUCUGCUGCCAGCCAGGCCGACUGGGCGGCAAAGAGGCUGGUGUGGGUGCCGUCAGAGAAGCAAGGCUUUGAGUCGGCGAGUAUUCGAGAGGAGCGUGGCGAUGAGGUGGAAGUUGAGCUCACAGACAGCCAGCGGCGGGUCACGCUGUCCAGAGAGGAGGUGCAGCGUAUGAACCCCCCUCGCUUCAGUAAAGUGGAGGACAUGGCCGACCUCACCUGCCUGAAUGAAGCCUCGGUGCUGCACAACCUGAGGGAACGAUAUUACUCUGGCCUGAUUUAUACAUAUUCAGGGCUGUUCUGUGUGGUGGUGAAUCCCUACAAGAACCUGCCCAUCUACACAGAGUCCAUCGUGGAGAUGUACCGAGGCAAAAAACGCCACGAGAUGCCCCCGCACAUCUACGCCAUAUCAGAAGCUGCCUAUCGCAGCAUGCUACAAGACAGAGAAGAUCAGUCAAUCCUUUGCACAGGCGAGUCUGGAGCUGGGAAAACAGAGAACACCAAGAAAGUCAUUCAGUAUUUGGCUCAUGUUGCCUCCUCCCAUAAAGGUGGCACUCUGGGUAGGAAUAAGGAAGCUAUACAGAUGGAUGGUUCUAGAUCCUUAACAAGAGGCAGCACUUUGGUGAACAGGGGGGAGCUGGAGAGACAGCUGCUGCAGGCCAACCCCAUCCUGGAGGCCUUUGGCAACGCAAAGACUGUCAAAAACGACAACUCCUCGAGAUUUGGUAAAUUCAUCCGCAUCAAUUUUGAUGUUGCGGGGUACAUUGUUGGUGCCAACAUUGAGACUUACCUCCUUGAAAAGUCCCGGGCCACGCGGCAGGCCAAAGAUGAGAGGACUUUCCACAUCUUUUACCAGCUGUUGUGUGGAGCUUCACAAGAAACAAGAACUGACCUGCUCUUAGGAACUGCUGAUGAGUAUCGCUUUCUCAGUGGAGGCUCCAUCCCUGUUCCUGGUCAGAGCGAUUCAGAGAACUUCACACAGACUAUGGACUCCAUGGCCAUCAUGGGCUUCACUCCUGAGGAGUCACUGUCCAUGCUGAAGGUGAUCUCUGCUGUGCUCCAGUUUGGGAACAUUUCCUUCAUGAAGGAGAAGAAUCAGGACCAGGCCUCCAUGCCUGAUAACACAGCUGCUCAGAAACUGUGCCAUCUGCUGGGCAUCAAUGUGCUGGAGUUCACCCGAGCCAUCCUCACUCCCAGGAUCAAAGUGGGUCGAGAGUACGUGCAGAAGGCCCAGACCAAAGAGCAGGCUGACUUUGCUGUGGAGGCUUUAGCUAAGGCUACAUAUGAGCGUCUGUUCAGAUGGCUGGUGCACAGGAUCAACAGAGCUUUGGACCGCAGACAGAGACAGGGAGCCUCGUUCAUAGGAAUCCUUGAUAUCGCUGGAUUUGAAAUCUUCCAGCUAAACUCUUUUGAGCAACUGUGUAUCAACUACACCAAUGAAAAGCUGCAGCAGCUCUUCAACCACACCAUGUUCAUCCUGGAACAGGAAGAAUACCAGCGCGAGGGCAUCGAGUGGAACUUCAUCGACUUUGGCCUCGACUUACAGCCCUGCAUCGACCUCAUUGAGAGACCAACUCACCCGCCUGGUGUUCUGGCCCUGCUGGAUGAAGAGUGCUGGUUCCCUCGGGCAACAGACCGCUCAUUUGUAGAGAAACUCUCCGCUGAGCAAGGCAGCCAUCCAAAAUUCUUCCGAUCAAAGCAGCCGCGUCAUGAAGCUGACUUCUCCAUCAUUCACUAUGCUGGAAAGGUGGACUACAAGGCCGCUGAUUGGCUGGUGAAGAACAUGGAUCCUCUUAAUGACAACGUGGCCUCGCUUCUGCACCAGUCGUCUGAUCAUUUUGUGUCAGAGCUUUGGAAAGAGGAUAUUCAAACUCUUCCUCGUGUGUACUUCUUUGACUCCUAUGCCACAAUACAGGCCAAUGGCUCCGACAUGGACAGGAUCAUAGGUCUGGACCAGGUGUCAUCAGGAGAGAGCAGCGGGCCUGUCACUUUCGGAGCUGCGGGUCUGAAAACAAAGAAAGGGAUGUUCAGGACUGUCGGUCAGCUUUAUAAAGAGUCUCUGACUAAGCUGAUGGCCACGCUGAGGAACACAAACCCAAACUUCCUGCGCUGCAUCAUCCCCAACCACGAGAAGAGGGCGGGUAAGCUGGCUCCUCACCUGGUUUUGGAUCAGCUGAGGUGUAACGGAGUCCUGGAGGGGAUUCGUAUCUGCAGACAAGGUUUCCCUAACCGCAUCCCAUUCCAGGAGUUCAGGCAGAGAUAUGAGAUCCUGACUCCCAAUGCCAUACCUCGCACCUUUAUGGAUGGCAAACAGGCAUCAGAACUCAUGAUUAAAGCUUUGGAGCUGGAUCACAACCUGUUCAGGGUGGGUCAGAGUAAAGUCUUCUUUAGAGCUGGAGUCUUGGCUCACCUGGAGGAAGAAAGAGACCUGAAGAUCACGGACACCAUCAUACGCUUCCAGAGUGCAGCCAGAGGUUACCUCGCACGCAAAGCCUUCUUGAAGAAACAGCAGCAGCUCAGCGCUCUGAGGGUGAUGCAGAGGAACUGUGCUGCUUACCUCAAACUCAGGAACUGGCAGUGGUGGCGUCUGUUUACAAAGGUGAAGCCCCUGCUGCAGGUGACCCGGCAAGAUGAGGAGAUCCAGGCUAGAGAAUCCCAGCUCCAAAAGGCCAAAGACAAUCUCACCCGAGUGGAGCAGGACUACACAGAGCUGAACCAGAAGCAUGCUCAGCUGAUGGAGGAGAAGGCGGUGCUGGCCGACCAGCUGCAGGCAGAGGCAGAGCUGUUUGCGGAGGCAGAGGAGAUGAGAGCCAGGUUGGCAACUCGAAAACAGGAGCUGGAGGAGGUGCUGGGCGAGCUGGAGAGUCGGCUGGAGGAGGAGGAGGAGAGAGGGGUGCAGCUGACCAAUGAGAAGAAGAAGAUGCAGCAGAAUAUACAGGACCUAGAAGAGCAGUUAGAGGAGGAAGAAAGUGCACGACAGCGCCUCCUGCUGGAGAAGGUGACUUUGGAAACCAAAGUGAAGAGUUUAGAAACAGAUCUGAUGAACACAGUGGAGCAGAGAGACCGACUAGGCAAGGAGAAGAAACACCUUGAGGAGCGUUUGAGUGAAGUGACUGAUCAGCUCACUGAGGAAGAAGAGAAAACCAAAAGUCUUAACAAACUAAAGAACAAACAGGAAGCUGUCAUUGCUGACCUUGAGGAGCGCCUGAAGCGUGAGGAGCAGGGACGCCUGGAGCAGGAGAAGUGGAAGAGGAGGAUGGAGAAUGAGUCUGUGGAGGCCCAGGAGCAGCUGUCAGAUCUGGGCAUGCUGAUGUCUGAGCUGAGGGGCAGUCUGUCUCAGAAAGAGAAGGAAAUCACCACCCUGCAGGGCCGAUUGGAGGAAGAGGGAGCACGUCGUACAGAAGCUCAGAGAUCUCUGAGAGAGGCCAUGUCCCAGGUGUCAGAGCUGAAGGAGGAGGUGGAUAAUGAACGUGGGAUGAGGGAAAGAGCAGAGAAACAGAGGCGGGACCUUGGGGAGGAGCUGGAGGCUUUGAGGACUGAGCUGGAGGACACUCUGGACACCACAGCUGCCCAGCAGGAGCUCAGGUCUCGACGUGAGGCAGAGUUACACGACCUCCAGCGAUGUGUUGAAGAGGAAACUCGCCGUCAUGAGAGCCAGUUAUCAGAACUGAGAGUCAAACACAGUGCUGCCAUAGAUGGCCUUCAGGAACAGCUGGACAACAGCAAGAGGGCACGUCAGUCUCUAGAGAAGGCCAAAGCCAUGCUGGAGGAGGAGAGACAAAAUUUGACCUCUGAGCUUAAGAGCCUCCAAGGAAAUCGUACCGAGAGUGAGAGAGGAAGAAAAAGGGCGGAGGGUCAGCUACAGGAGCUCAAUGCCCGACUAGCUCAGGCUGACAGAGAGAGGGAGGAGAGGGAGGAGCGGGUGCACAAACUGCAGUGUGAGAUUGAGUCGAUCUCCGGCAGUGCGUCAAACUCUGAAACCAAAUCACUUCGGCUCCAAAAAGAGGUCAGCAGCCUGGAGAGCCAGCUGAACGAUGCAAAGGAGCAGCUGCAGGAUGAAACCCGUCAGAAGAUGGCUCUCAGCUCAAGGGUGCGAGCUCUGGAGGAAGAGAAGAACGGGCUGAUGGAAAGACUGGAGGAGGAGGAGGAGAGGGUUAAAGAGUUGAAUAGGCAGAUUCAGACUCACACCCAGCAGCUUGGAGAGCUCCGUAAGCAGUCGGAGGAGGUGAACACUGCAGUUGAAGCAGGGGAGGAGGUGCGCAGAAAGCUUCAGAGAGAGCUGGACAGCACCAUGCAGAGGGAGAAGCAGAAGGAGGAGGAGAAGGACAGGGUAGAAAGGCAGAGGGAGCGACUGCGUGAGGAGAUAGAGGACAUGACGCUCGCCCUGCAAAGAGAGCGACAGAACUGCAUGGCCCUGGAGAAGAGGCAGAAGAAGUUUGACCAGUGUCUGGCAGAGGAGAAGGCGGUGAGUGCUCGGCUGGCAGAGGAGAGGGACAGAGCAGAGGCAGACAGCCGAGAGAAGGAAACAAGAUAUCUGUCACUUUGCCGAGCCCUGCAGGAGGCUCAAGACCUGAGGGAAGAGUUCGAGAGGGCCAACAAGCAGCUCCGUUUGGAGAUGGAGCAGCUUGUGAACCAGCAGGAUGACGUUGGCAAAAAUGUCCACGAGCUCGAGCGGACCAGGAGGACUUUAGAAUCAGAAGCUCAGAACCUGCGGGUUCAGACACAGGAGCUGGAGGAGGAGCUGACGGAGGCGGAGAACUCAAGGCUGAGGCUGGAGGUCACCCUGCAGGCACUCAAGGCUCAGUUUGAAAGGGAGAUCAGUAACAGUGAGGAGAAAGGAGAAGAGAAGAGGAGGGCGCUCAGCAAGCAGGUAAAAGAGUUAGAGAUCCAGCUGGAGGAGGAGAGGAGUCAGCGCUCUCAGGCCGUGUCAUCCAAGAAGCAGCUGGAGGCAGAGUUGCAGGACUCCGAGGCCCAGGUGGAGACAGCCACCAGGGGUAAAGAGGAGGCUGUAAAGCAGCUGAAGAGGCUGCAGGGUCAAAUGAAAGAAGCUCUGCGUGAGCUGGAUGAGACCAAGCUGUCUCGGGAUGAGGUGAUUGCACACCUGAAAGACAGUGAAAAGAAGAUCCAGACACUGGAAGCAGAAGUCCUGCAGUUCACUGAGGAGCUUUCUGUGUCCGAGAGGCAGAAGAGACAGGCUCAGCAGGAGAGAGACGAUUUGGCUGAUGAGAUGGUCAACAACAGCACAGGAAAAGCCACGCUGAUUGAUGAGAAGAGGAGGUUAGAGGCCCGAGUGAGUCAGCUGGAGGAGGAGCUGGAGGAGGAACAGAGUAAUGCUGAGCUGCUGGCAGACAGACUGAGGAAGACUGCUCUACAGGUGGAGACUCUGACCGUGCAGCUGCAAGGAGAGAGGACUCUGGCCCAGAAGGCGGAGGCCUCUAGGGAGCAGCUGGAGAGGCAGAAUAAGGAGCUGAAGACCCGACUGGGAGAGAUGGAGGGAGCAGUAAGGGGGAAACACAAGCUCAGUGUCGCCGCCUUGGAGGCCAAGAUAGAGUCGAUGGAGGAGCAGUUGGAGCAGGAGCGACAGGAACGAGCUAUUGCAAACAAGCUGGUGCGAAAGACGGAGAAGAAACUGAAGGAGGUGAUGAUGCAGGCGGAAGACGAGAGGAGACAUGCAGACCAGUACAGAGAACAGCUGGAUAAGUCCAUGGUGCGCCUGAAGCAGCUGAAGAGGCAACUGGAGGAGGUGGAGGAGGAAAACUCUCGCUCUAACGCUCAGAAGAGGAAGCUGCAGAGGGAGCUGGAGGAGGUCACCGACAGCAGCCAGAGCAUGACGCGAGAGAUCACGUCUCUCCGCAGCCAGCUCAGCGUCCCAGAUUGGAGGGCAGAUAAACGAGUCCCCUUGCCCCUGGCCAUGCGUGGACGCAGAGCGCUGGUUGACGACCUUUCCUAUGAGAACUCGGACUCAGAAGAGCCCCCUGCCUCACCCACCCCCUCCUCUGGACUCCCAGGGACCCCGACACCCUCCUCUGAACACAGUCUGGACCCUCCACCGCCCUACAGUGUCAACAACACAGAGUGACACACAUAGACCCAGCUAAAUCUAACACACGUACAUAGACACAGGCAACGGCCUCUCACAGCCUCGAAUUCUCAGGGGUGAAAGAGCGACACACACAAAACAAACAUGCAAACACUUGUUCUCUAAGUCAUGUAGGAUGCAAACACAAGGCGCUUUAACCUCAGUGAAAAAAAUGUAAAAAUUAGAUUUUACAAAGACAUAACAGGAUGGAGUUUGGUUUUGUAACAAACUGGGACAUAAAAUAACUGACUGGAAAUUUCUACAUCUCUGUAAUUAACUUCUGAGAAACUAAACUAAAUCUCCCAGAGUUCCAGUGGGAAAGGGAAUAAUUUUCAACUAAUUUCACAAUGCUGUACAGUUAUUAGAUAACAUAAAAAACAUUACAACAGUGACAUCUUUUACAGAAGAGGGUAUUUCAAAGCCAUGUUUGACUCUUUGGUGAGGGUCAGAUAUUAAACCUGGUUUUAAAAAUGGUGAACAUACUUUUAAAAGGUGUUAAGACAAUCUAUAUACAUGUAACAUAAAGCAGUUGACAAAGACACACAUGGAGUAAAGACAUUUUGUAUGUCAGUUUUUAUCAAAAACAUAAAUGAGAAACUUUGAAUAAGAAGACUAAAAGAUGAAACUGUAGAUGGCAGCCAGUAGAAAGACUGGCAGAUUUAUUAGAUGGCUUAGCAAUAGAGAAAUGAGAAUUAGUUUAAAAAAAAAAAAAGCUUUUACUGGAGAGAAACCACACUAACAUCCAUAUGAUCCCAUUUCUCUGUGUUUUCUCAGAAGUGGGGUUUCCAUCAUGAUGUAUCAGAAAAUUUAAAUGAUUUUUAGGAAUCUGGCAAAAGGAAAUGAGAAUUUAUGCGUGCUUCCUUCCACUAGUGUUGUGCGAGUAAUAGAAGACAAUAAGUCAAGCAGUAAGCAGCACUACUGUUAAAAAAAAUGAAAACAAAACACUGCAGAAGAAGAAGGCUUGAACACUGCAUUGCUUUAUGUUUGAUAGCCUUUAUCUUGGACGCUUUUGAAGAGAUUAACAAAAUGAUGGAGGAUUUUAUGUGAGGACAAAGAGAGUUUUGAAAACCUUUUUCUAAACCUACAGGUUCUUAAGAGUUCUAAAAACAGCACUGGGUGCUGAUUUAAUUUCGGUGUUAAUCUAAAGACAUCAUUGUUUAUUUGCUACAUAAAUGAGCUUCCACUGAAAAAAGUCACACUUUCUAUGGAUUUGCCAACUACUCCACUUCCUCUAGUCUUCAGUUUUUUUGUUAUAUUUCAAAAUUUAUAGGGUUUUAAGUCAGUUUUUUUUAUGUCAAGUUGAAAAUGUACAUAAAGGUUUGUGGAUGGAAACCCCACUACUGAGACUAACAGCUGACCUUAAAAAGCAGCCUGGAUGAAGCUCAGCUGUAUUAAAGUAAUAUGAAGUGAAAAAUCCUUUAAUCGUAGAUUAGAACCAGUUUGUUGUUAGGUACCUCAGUAGGUAGUAUUAGAUAGUUUCUUCAACUAAAGUCUAAACAUAUGGCUUCAAAAUUUUGUAUCAUUUAUAUCCAAUGUGAAUUGAGUCAUGGGUUAUUUUCUGUAUGAAGCAUGUUCGUCUGAGUAUUUCAUCACAUCAUGAUAGACUCAGUCUGCGUCACAGCAUUGGAUCUUAGAGGUAAAGUAGCAAAGGCGUCAUUUCUGAUGAAUAGCUGGUUAAAAAAGAAGCUCUGAUUUAAAGAUUAACCACAGCCGUGGAGAACUUAAUAAAUCCAUCUUUUUUAUCCAAAUCAGGACUAAUUGUGACACCAGAUAUUUUUUUUUAUUUCAGACUGACAAACACAUGACUUUUUGACAAGCAUCUUGUACAUUGUAAUUUUUACUGAGUAACUGUGUAAAUUAUUGAUCAUCAAAGCUUUUUUGUUUUGGGCGUAUGGAUGAGAAAAAGGGACUUAAAUUAGUAGUAGAGUAGCAGUAGAACAAAGUAGACAGCUGAAGCAGAGGCUGCUGAGUUUUUUUCCUAUCAUCCAGUGACUCCACUGGAGUUUAAUUAGUAGAAUAAACUCAGUCUCUGCUCACUGUUCAUGUAGAAAAAGUAGAAUAACUGAGCAUGAGACUCAAAGCAUUUUCAGAUGCUAGUAGAGUUAGAUAAAAAAAAGACAUUUGAAGCAUUGAGGAAUGAAUUUUCAUGAAACAAACAGCAAGUAGAACAAAUGGUAGACUUUUUUUUACCCUAAAGACGUGUGUGGUGUCAACCAAUCUCACGCAGCUUGAUGACCCUGCUGUGAAACAAUGUUUUAUUGAACCCUGGAUUUCUUGUUGUAAAAUGUCUCCAUUUUCCUCAUCUUGUUUCAUUGAAAAUACAAUGGAGUUUUUUUUAUUUUUUAUUUUUAUGACCUUCUUCAGCACCUGUUUGCCUGUCAAAGCUUUGAGGCUGUCCAGGAACUUCAUGUAAUAUAAAAGGUUUUUAGCAAUUUUUUAAAGGAAUAGUUUAAUAUUUUGGGAAAUACUCAAAUAUUUACACCCCUCUUGUGCCUGCAUGGUACACAUAAAGCUUCAGCCAGCUGCAGGUUGGCUCAGUUUGGUAUAAAGGCUGUAAUUGGGAAAGCAGCUAGCAAGUAGCAGUGUCAUAGAAUCUGCCUAUAAACUCCCCUUAAAGGUGUACGAUGCAACCUUCAGAGCAGAUUUUUAGACCAAAACAAAUUUCUCUUUUCACCCUUUAGCUCCCCCCUUCACACACUUCUCUUCCCCCACCCGUCCUCAUUCUGAAAAGCAGCAAACGAGCGCUAGUAAACCCCUGAGUACAAGAUUGAGCAAUUUCAAGUGAUGAUAUACAUCCCAAAGUUGAUAUGGUUGGUUUCUGUUUGUCUUUUUAAGCCAUAAAAAGUAUUUUCUUUGGUUAGGAAAGCCUGCUGGUUCUUCUUCAGAUGUUCUCUUGCAACGACUCUCUUAUUCUACCUGUAGAUCAAGCAGCAACCUUUGAAGUUUGAAAAUCAAGCCAAUGCAGAGGUGCAAAAAUAUGCAGUUCCUUGAGUGUCCACUUGAGGGCGGCUGCAGAAUCACCAGAAUUCACAUACGCACCCCAUGUUAAAAUUCCAACAAAUUCACAGUGUGGUUCAAGAAUAAUUUUAUUGGAAUAGUUUAUUUUUUUUUAGAAGGAUAUAAUUUAUGUAUAAUUAGGGGUGUGGGUGACAUGAUAACAAGCCAACAUAGUGUAGCUGUUUGUCAGAGGGCUUAACAUCUGCCUCAGCUCUACCUCUUUAAACUCAACUAAGUUUGAGACAGCAUUUUCAAUAUGAAAGCCACCAGGGAUUAGCUAUAGGUAACCAAAUGGCUCAUGUAACUCAAGCUUUGUCAAAUACUUUCUAUAGCCUUAGCAGUGGUCAUCAACUUGUGGCUUAAGAGGCCUAUUUGACCCCUCAAUGACCCCAAUCUGCCCCCCAAAAGAUGAUUAAAUUCAGAAAAUGUUUGAAGGGAUAAAAGUUUUUUUUUUCAGGAAUUAUUUAUUAAAUCAACCCUAAGCCAUUAACAUUACAACAGUUUUGUCAGGGAUAAAUUUAAUCCACCUUUAAGUCAUUAUUUGUAAAUAUGAUGUAUGAUAAACACAUACUGGUCAGUCCAGUCCUGAUUAAAUCUGCAGUCUUCCAAGUUGUCCUGACUGAGAAUCAAAACAGCAGACCUGUUUUACGUCUCAUGUGAUUUCCACUCAGGAGGAAGCAUAUUCAGUGGUUUAGUGCAGGGUAUAUCCGGGUAUUCAGAGUAUAUCCACUUAUUUUUUGUCACAAGAGAGUGUACCCACUCUCCCUCUACCCACCCCAAAAAAGGAGUUUAGCCAAUUCUAAAGAGUGUAUAAAUUAAGAGUAUACCCACUUUUAAACACAACACUACACUACUGAGCAAAUUGGCAUCAAACCCAGUGGUUGACAACAUGGCAGCCCCAGAAAUAUGUACCUUGGUACAUAUACAGUACAGUCAGGUAAUUGUACCUGACUGUACUGUUGGGCAUUAGGUUGUGCAUGUUAAUUACACCAAAAUAUUAUGUUUUAUUACUGUUUAUUUGGAACUCUUGUCCACAGAGCAUCUGUUAACAAAAAAUGCUGGCCCUUCUACAAAUGUAGUUGAUGACCCCUGGUCUAUGGUGUCGACACAGCAUCCCUGAGGGGAUGAGACCAUCUUUCACCCCACUCUUUAGCAUUAACAAUUACAGAGGGAGAGGUUUAUGGAAAGAAAUAGAUGCAUGAAACAUGUUUGAGCCUCUGGUUAAAACAUACAAGCUGAAGCAUGCACCAUCCUGUUGUUGUGAACACAGAGCUGACAACAACAAACCAAUUUCCCCACAAUAUGUUGACAUUUAGUGUAUUUGAUUGUUUCAGUGUCAAAAUUCAGACUGUGGCAUAUAACGUCCUUAGAAUCAAGCUUUUUAACAGAAAGUUGUAGGUUUACUGCUUUUUGAACAAAAGACUGGAGGUAGUCGCUGUACCAGGCCAAGUAGUAAUCCAUCGUAUACCUCUGUAAAACAAUACAUGAUAUCUCUGAGUUUCUAUACGGAAUAAAAAUAGGAUAUAAAGUGCAACUGAAGAGCUUAAGGGGUUCUUCUAUUAAAGCUGUUAUAUCAUGCUAGCUGUUUCCCCUGUUUCCAGUCUAACUGUAACCAUAUUAAGUAACUGUGCAAAUAUGCCUUUUUCCCAAAAUAGGCUACUGUUUCUUUAACUAAGGAAGAAUGUCACUGGCGCUUUAAAUUGCAAUUGGAACUAAAGAAAGAAAAAGAUUGUGUUAAAGGAAAUCAAAUAUGUUGUUUCUGUAACUGCUAUGAAUGUUUUCUUUUUAUCCUGGUUACAUAUUUACAUACAUAUGGCGAGGAUCAUGUUGGUGUUUACCGUUGAUUACAUACAGGAGCGUUUCAGUAGUUUUCGGUGAACAGGGAUGGUAUGGCUGCUCCUUCUUCUUUCUUUUUUGUUUUAAUUGUAUGAAACAAAAACUCUGCACUGACCAAACAAGAACAGUAAGUGUGUACAGACCUUAUGUUCCACAUGUAUCCAUAUUUUCAGACAUUUUAAGCUCUUUUUGCCAUAUCAAGUUCACUAUGAUCACCAGUAAGUGUCUGGUGAAGAAAUAUCAAACCAGUCGGGUCAGGAAAGAGUUCUGACGAUGAGUAUGUAACACCCUAUUGAGGGGGUUUAUUUUUUAUUUUCUGAAUGUACAAUUAUUUUAUCUUAGCAAUAUGCAAAGGAUUUUAUUUGAAGCUUUGUUUUUUAAGAUAUUGUGUAAAAGCUGCACUUUACACAUCACAACUGGAGAUGAACACAGCCAGACAUCGACACCAUAUUAUGUCUGCUUUGUCAGGCUGUGAUUUCUCUCUCAGAGGCCGACAGCAUGAAGCCAAAUGAGCUAACAUCAUGUCUCCUCACUCUAUACUAUUCACUUUAAUGUUGUUCUAUCAAAAUGUCAUAUCAGCGUCCAAACACGGCGACUGUAAUCAUGUCUUUAUAGACCAAAAUCUGAGGACGUGGAUUUCAACUGCUGGAGCGAGAGCAGAUGAGCUCUGUUUAUGUGUAGCAAGAGACAAGGCCGGUGCUUCUCUGAGGUGUUAUUUUUCUCUCUGCGUUUUUUUUAAUGGCUACUGUGGAACUUGAAACAUUUGGAAAAAUGUGUUUGUUUUAUCCUUUUUUGUUAAUGAUGCUGUUAUUAUAAAACUUCUGA
This is a messenger RNA of Cheilinus undulatus (humphead wrasse), 11978 nucleotides long. It is a transcript of the gene myh14, whose product is annotated as myosin, heavy chain 14, non-muscle. Bases 153 to 6320 code for a protein of 2055 amino acids. Lineage: Eukaryota; Metazoa; Chordata; Actinopteri; Labriformes; Labridae. Gene Ontology annotation, molecular function: ATP binding; cytoskeletal motor activity; actin filament binding. Gene Ontology annotation, cellular component: myosin complex. The transcript has 45 exons. The record is from RefSeq and is a predicted model, not a curated record.